UAACGGCCACGUAACCCGCCCCUGGCGCCCAUCACACAGGGGACCGUGAUGAUGUGUGAUUGAAUCAUGUGAUUUGACGGUAGACUGCGUGAGGCCGGAGGUUUCGUCCAUAAAGUUGUCCUUGGAUUGAGUCAGUCCCCAAUUUUUGUGGUGACCGCCAUCAAAUUCCUGAAGUGGGACUGGAACUCCGUCGUUUUGAUUUAGUGCUUGUUGCAUUUACCGAUGCGCCAUACGACCGUUAAGGCGGCUAUGAUCGUAGAGAGGCAGUGACCCCUUAUCUCUCACUGCGAUUGCUAAUAGCGACGUUCACAGCCCCCAGGAUCUUUCAGAUGCAGUCUGUUGAGGAUCCAGAGCCAAAAGGAAUGUUUGAAUGCAGUUUGUGCAGUCUCAGAGCUCCAUACAGCUACCAUGGACAAAAGCCACCAAAUGCACGGUCUCUUGUACUCUUAGAGGAAUGCUAUACCAUGAAUGAUCCGUUCACACCUCAAAGGGACACAUUCCUGAUUCUUGGCUCCCACUGUUGUCUGUGCAACGCUGUUGUGUGUGUUGGUCAGGAAUGUAGCCUGUUUUAUACAAAGCGAUUCUGCAUCCCCUGUGUGAAGAAGCAUAUAGCUGAAUUUCCUGAAGAGAUUCAGCUGGACCUGCAGAAGAAAAAGCAGUAACAAACCUCAAGCCUUCAGGUGAACACAGCAAAGAGUCAGCUUUAAGAUGAAAAUAUGGGAGUUUAAUAUUCACAGUAACCUGGACAUUUGAAAGAGGUUUUCUUUCUAUAUGUAAAGUUUAAGGGCUAUAGUUUAUUCAUAAUUUAACUGCCUGCCACUUCUUUUGGAAACACUUGCUAUAACAAGAGGAAGCUCAGCCGAAUUUUCUGAUAUGGAAUACAAUCUAUUGGCGUCAGCUGCAGAAAUCAUGUUUUACAUUUUUGCAUUUAAGGGCUAAUAGCUCUGCAGUGACUGUCAUAUUGACCUACGAGAGGAGAAACGAUUAUUGUAUUCCUCAGUCACCUUUUCAGAGAUACAAAAUAUUUCAUAAUAUCGAAAAGUCUUCUUUCUGCUCAUCAUCCCUUCCCUAGGCCGCUCAUCACCAGACGAGUAAGAAAAAGACCCCAUUCACUGGUUUCCAUCUUUAUUUUGACAAGAGUACCCAUUGCUUUUGUUGUGUACAUCUUCCUGACUGAACUGCUCCUAUUCAGGUACUCUGUAUAGUCAUGCCUUUGUGAACACUAUUACUAUUGCAGUGGCAAAAGCAUGUUGGAGCAAAGAUAUCACCAAAGUUUCUUUAGAUAAAUACAUCUCAUACUUGCAACAUCUGGGAAAAUUGAUAAAGCUUGCACCCCUGAAAAUUAUAUAUUCAUUUGAUGAUAAUUAGACUUCGGUAUCCAAAAAUAUGGUAUCUGAAGCUUUGAACCUAUUAGCAGUGCUUGAUCUCAUGCUGUUUACUGGUUUGGUCCUCUUCAUUAUUUCUGAGCUCUUUUUGGGGUUUAAAUAAAAGUGGAUACUUCAAGAAGAACAACUUGCAUUUUGUGAAAUAAAUUUAAGGUAAUUGAAGUCCCUUUGCGCUUCAUCGGACUCUUCCUUGACAUAGGAAAUAAGGUAACAACAGUUGGAUAAAGAGUUUUAAAAUUUUUUGAGGAACAUAAGAUAGACGGACAGGAGUUUAGGGAGGGUAUUUGAGGUAAGGGCCUAAGUGAAGUCAUUGUCCCUUUCUUCACCCUAAGAUGUUCCAUUAUUUCAAGGGUGAAAGUAGGCAAAUAUGCUGAUGGAUGGAUUAUGUCCUCAAGUCAGACACUGAAGUUGUGAAAAUUUCAAGUUUUCUGCUGCUGACUAACUUCCUCUUGCUUUGUUUCUUUUUGAGUUAACUUGACUAAAAUACUUACUUCUUUCUAAAUAUUGGUUUUCGUUUUCUUGAAUUCCGCAUUUGCUAUUCUUUAUUUUCUUUCCACAUCUCCCGUUGCACCACAUCUUCCUCAACCCCACCUCCACCAUUUGAAGAUCCAUUGCUUAUGGAGGUGAAAGUAUAUUUAACACGAGAAUGAAUGUGGUAGUUAAACCUCUUAAAGGUUCAGCAGUUUUGUUUUGUACAUUUACAAAUUCCUAAGUUCAUGGCCAGAUUUAUCCAGCGUUUAAACUAUUCCAUAAAUGAUGGCAUCAACAGUAGCCUGUAAUUGCUUUAAAAUUUCAGGAAAAACAGUCACACUUUCCACUGUGCGUUUCAGGCUUGAGAUUAUAAAACUUUAGGUCUAACAUAGCUUUUUAUUUAAGGUUCUUGUGAAGAUUUGUAGCUCAGGUUGUGGAUGAGGUUGUUGACUUGCUGCGCGAGCUGGCUGGUUAUUGUACAAACGUUUCAUCACCACAUGAGAUAACAUAAUCAGUGCGGCCUCCGAUGAAGCGAUGUUGUUCUACUCCACUUGGUAUUUAUAUGAUCCGGUCUGUUAAGUUGGUUUGUGUCAUUUCUGGUUCUGUUCUGCAUGGGUUUGUAAAUGGGGUCCAAUUCCACAAUGAAGGCCAUCAAUUUGACUGGGUCAAUGUGACCAUCUUAACUCAAGCUAACCGCAGACACGCAAGGGAAUUCCUAGAGGCCUAGUUUUCAACCCAUAAUGCAAUCAACAAACAACACCAAGAGGACACACUACCCUAUAUCAAGAACAUAUCAGAACUGACAACGAGACUCCUGCAACCACUAAAAAUCUUGGUAGCACACAAACCUAUGCCACACUGUGACAAACACAAGGACCAAAGACGCCAUACCCAUGGCAUGCAGGAUCAAUGGAGUUUACAAAUUGCCAUGCAAUGACUGCAACAAACAUUACAUCAGCCAGAAGGAAACUAGCCAUUAAGAUACAUGAACACCAGCUAGCAGCAAAACAACACCACAAACUUUCACUCAUCUCGGUGCACUCAGCCAAUGGACGCCAUUAAUUUAACUGGGACAUCGUGACCAUCUUAGCUCAAGCCAACCACAGACAUGCACGGGAAUUCCUAGUGGCCUAGUUUUCAACCCAUAAUGUGAUCAACAAAUGUGGAAUUAGACCCCAUAUACAAACCCAUGCAGAACAGAACAGGAAAUGACACAACCCAACUUAACAGACCAGAUCAUGUCAAUACCAAACGGAGUAGAACAACAUCGCUUCAUCGGAGGCCUCACUGAUGAUGUUACUUAGCAUGGUGACAAAAUGUCUGUACGAUAACCAGCCAGCUUGGCAAGCAAGCCAACAGCCUCAUAGCUUUUUAUUUAGGUAAUAGGUCUGCUAAUACAAAUCUUUUCAUAGCUGCAAGUUGAAGUAUGGUCAAUAGCAACUCAGUUUAAACCAUUGUUCUUAGGUUUACAAUGUUCCAGAGAUUGUGACUCAAGUCUUAAUUGCAAACAGUUCAAAGUAGGGGAGGUGGUGGCCUAGUGGUAUUAUUGCUGGACUGUUAACCCAGAGACCUAGGUAAUAUUCUGGGGACCCAGAUUUGAAUCCUGCCACAGCAGACAGGGGAAUUUGAAUUCAAUAAAUAUAUGGCCUUCAGAGUCUAAUGAUGCCCGUGAAUCCAUUGCCAAUUGUCAGAAAAACCCAUCUAGCUCACUAAUAUCCUUUUAGGGAAGGAAAUCUUUUCCCCCCUUUUCUUACCUGGUCUGGCCUACAUGUGACUCCAGGCCAACAGCAAUGGAGUUGACUCUUAACUGCCCUCUGGGCAAUUGGGGAUGGACAAUAACUGCUGCCUGGCCAGCGAUGCCCUCAUCCAGUGAAUGAAUAAAGAAAAAAAAAGUUCUUUUUUUUUCACUACAAUUCUACAAAAAGCUUUUUAGCAAUCUGUAAUUAACAAGACAUUUACUUUUAGUGUGCCUUAGCUGAAACAUUUCUGUAAGAGUUAAAAUUUCCUCUCAAUCAUAAAAUACAACUGAAACUAAUUAUAAUAGAGCUCAAGUAAUAAAAGAAAAAUAUUGCUAAAAGUGUGAAAUAAAAACAAAGUGCUAAAGAAACUUAUCAGGUGUGCCAGCAUCCGUGGAGAGACAGGGUUCAUUUUUAUGACUGUUCAGAAUUGGGCUUUGGUAAUGUUGUUUGAUUGUCCAAAUCUCCUACUUUCCAUUUGUAUUGCCUUGAGUUGAAGCAAUCAGUUGCUCCAUAUGGCAGAGUACUGGUAGAAUGCAGGAAGUGAGGCAAAUUCUAUAUAUCUAUUCAAUGAAGCCAAUACAGGUGCUAAUGAUGGUUUCCAGAACUAAUAACUAGCAAGGGAGAAGCAGCAAUAUCAGAGACAAUUGAAGGAAGGACUAUUGAACAAUCAAAAAGCUUGCUAAGAAAACUAUAAAGACUUAUAGGAAUCCCAGGCAGUUAGUUAAGAAAGUGGAAUACUCAACACGGUAUCUCAAAAGAGCUAAAGAGUUAAUGGAGUUUGUGAGUGCUCUCCUCUUCACUCUCUCUCUGUGCACUCUCCUCGGACUUAUUUAAUUCAGUCCCAUCUGAAAUGAGAAGAGUCAUAUCAGAUUUGAAACAUUUAACUCUGUUUCUCUCUUCACAGAUGCUGCCAGACCUAGUGAGUUUCUCCAACAUUUUGUUUUAUUCCAUAAAUAUUAAAGGAUGAUUGUAGCUGAAGAAUGGCUCCUCAUAUCAUGGGCACCAUGAACAUUCAAUGUCUAAAACUGAUCAAAUAAUAAAUCCAUAUGUUAAAUUAAAAUUUUGCAUACAGAAUCCCGAUUGACAAUUGCUGUAUGGGUAUCAGAUAAAUCUUGCAUACAGAAUCCCGAUUGACAAUUGCUGUAUGGGUAUCAGAUAAAUCUUUUCCUCCCUUUUCUGAUGUGCACACAUCAGAGAACUGGGUUAUACAUUUUCCAUUUGUAAUUUUCCUCUGCAAAGAUGCAUUAUGUGGCUUCACUUUCGAACAUCUUGCAUAACCCAGUCUACAUUAUUUUGAUAGCUAUCAAACCAAACCAAUCAGCACAGGGAUUACAUAUAAGACUUAACAAAUUGUGGUGUCGAUGGUAGCCAUGAUGUGGAGGUGCCAGUGUUGGACUGGGGUGGGCACAGUCAGAAGUCACAUGACACCAGGUUAUAGUCCAACAGAUUUAUUUGAAAUCACAAGCUUUCAGAGCGUAGCCCCUUCGUCACCUGACUAUAACCUGAUGUUGUGUGAUUUCUGACUUUAACUAAUUGUUCCAUUCUUGCAGCCAAAACUCAAAGAUAAAGUACAAUGCAUCAGUGAAUCACAUUUCAUUUAAAAUUUUGACAGUAUAAUUAAUAACAUUCCAACGUUAAGCUUUAAAGAGUGCAUGAACAAAUAAAGUUGAAAUCUUUAUUGACAAACGACAUAGUUUACAUGUUCCAUAGUAGUUCAGCAUUAGCUAGGUUUUGCUUAAGAGCAAUGUAGUAGUUAUGUCCCUUGAAAGAUUAAAUGCUAUUUGGCAUGUUUGUUUA
This is a messenger RNA of Rhincodon typus (whale shark), 5392 nucleotides long. It is a transcript of the gene cdpf1, whose product is annotated as cysteine rich DPF motif domain containing 1. Lineage: Eukaryota; Metazoa; Chordata; Chondrichthyes; Orectolobiformes; Rhincodontidae. Bases 330 to 662 code for a protein of 110 amino acids. The record is from RefSeq and is a predicted model, not a curated record. The transcript is spliced from 4 exons.